This is a messenger RNA of Sorex fumeus (smoky shrew), 1888 nucleotides long. RefSeq names its product transcobalamin 2 (gene TCN2). The record is from RefSeq and is a predicted model, not a curated record. Gene Ontology annotation, biological process: cobalamin transport. Gene Ontology annotation, molecular function: cobalamin binding. The transcript is spliced from 9 exons. Bases 270 to 1568 code for a protein of 432 amino acids. NCBI's taxonomy places the organism in Eukaryota, Metazoa, Chordata, Mammalia, Eulipotyphla, Soricidae.
CCUGAAUCCCACGGCCCCCUCCGCUCCACCUCCCCAAAGGCGGCUCUGGGCCUGGCCUGGCCCUUCCUUCCUCUGUUUCUCGGCCUUCCCUCCCCCUCCCCUGCAAGCCCUUUCCCCUUGCUCUCUGCUGACCCAGCAGCCUGCAGCAGCGGGGCGUGGUGGGAUUAAUCAGUGACAGGAAGCCACCUCUGGCAGAGCGGGAGUGGACAGAGUGGUCAGGACUGGCCCAAGAGUCGUCUGCCUGCAGCUGCUCACCCCCUACUCCUGUCAUGGGCCACUUCGGGGCCCUCCUCUUCCUGCUGGGGGCACUGGGGGCCCUCGCAGAGGUCUGUGAAAUACCAGAGGUGGACAGAAAGCUGGUGGAGAGACUGGGCCAGCGUGUCUUGCCCUGGGUGGACCUGCAGUCUUCGGAGCACCUGAACCCCAGUCUCUACGUGGGCCUGCGCCUUUCCAGCCUCCAAGCUGGGUUCCAGGAGGAAGCCUACCUGCACAGCCUCAAGCUGCAUUACCAGCAGAGCCUCCUGGGGUGUGCCCUGGAUGAUGAGGGCAGCAACUGCCAGGCCAAGCCCUCCAUGGGCCACCUGGCUCUCUACCUGCUCGCUCUCAGGGCCAACUGCGAGUUUGUUGGGGGCCGCAAGGGCGACAGACUGGUCUCACAGUUGAAGCGGUACCUGGAAGAUGAGAAGCAGACCAUUGGGCACAGUCACAAAGGCCACCCCCACACCAGCUACUACCAGUACGGCCUGGGCAUCCUGGCCCUGUGCGUGCACCGGAAGCAGGUCCACGACAGCGUGGUGGGCAAACUCCUGUACGCUGUGGAGCAUGACCACCCUGUGCACCAGGGUCACCUCUCUGUGGAUUCAGCCGCCAUGGCGGGCUUGGCCUUCACUUGCCUGGAGCGCGCCGAUCUCAACCCUAACCUGAGUACCCGGAUGGCCUUGGCUGUCAAGACAGCACGAGAGAAGAUCCUGAAGACCCAGACCCCAGAGGGCUACUUUGGGAAUGUCUACAGCACCCCGCUAGCUCUGCAGUUGUUGAUGACCUCCCCGAUGCCUGGGGUUGAGUUGGGCGCAGCGUGCCUUAAGGCUAGGGCUGCUCUGGUAGCCAGCAUUCAAGACGGAAACUUCGAGAACGUUCUCAUGAUUUCUCAGUUGCUGCCUGUCCUGAACAGCAGGAACUAUGUGGAUCUCCUCUCCCCAGACUGCUGGGCACCAAGAGCCACACUGGAACCCGCCACAGAGACCCCUGCAGAGGGCCGUGUGCUCGGGGACAUCCGGGUCAUGCUGAGGGUUCGCAGCGUCGUGCCACCGUACAGCCACUUCAUCCAUGUCCCUGCUGGGGCCUCCUUGGAAGAUGUUCUGAGGAAGGCACAGGAGCUUGGAGGAUUCACGUACAGAACCCAGGCCACCUUAUCCGGCCCCUACCUGACGUCAGUGAUGGGAAAGGAAGUUGGGGAGCAUGAGUUCUGGCAGCUCCUUCGAGACCCUGACACGCCCCUGUUGCAAGGUAUUGCUGAAUACAGACCUGAGGAUGGAGAAACCAUCGAGCUGCGAUUGGUCAGCUGGUAGCUGUAGACUCUGGGCUUCCACCUGACCCUGCCCACCACAUGCUAGAAACCAAUGACCCCUGGUAACCCCUGUCUGCAUCCCCAGGAAGGUUCUAAGUCACUACUCAGCCGGGCGGGUGGUGCCAAGCAGAGUCCCCCAAGUGGCCCCUGAAGGUCACCCGCUGUCUGGAAGUCCCGAAAUGUCAGAGACUGCUCAGCAUAGGAGGGUCCCUUGGGCCGCUGGUGCAGUGGGACCCACCCCCUCCUCUCCGACUUGCUGCAGCACUGCUGGCAGGGAAUCAGAGGUCAGCUCCUGAACAAUCUAUUAAAGCCUUGACCGUG